AUGGCUCCUAACCAUUUGAAGACACAACUUGAGAGUGACCUUGGCCCCAGCUGGUCCAAGCCGGCUACGCCGCGUCGUGUGCGACAGCUUAGCUCCAAGACCUCAGACAGCAGCUCGCUAUUCGAACCCGCCUCUUCCCCAACCGGGCGGGAGCCGUCUGGGGAGAGGACUGCAUCGCCACCUACUCGCAGGGUCUCGGCGUCAGCAAUAGCAAAGGGGUCAGGUGCAAGCCGCAAGCUUAGCUGGAAGUCUCAGACUCCCAAGACCAGGUCCGAUUCGGCUCCCAUAUCUCGCCAAUAUUUGGAGGGGAAGCACGGUGGCGACGAGGAAAAUAAGGCCGACGAGACAUUUUAUAAAGUUUCGGCGUCCAAGAGUCCAGGGCACAUAAUCGGUGAAGCCCUCCAUCAGCCUCCUGACCGAUCCAGCUCCUCUGUAGCACCACCGGAUAGGGGAUCCAGGACGCCCCCUUCAGAGGUGCGAUCCAAGCCGGACGAGCGUCGAGCCCAGCUGGGCAACGGGCGGAAUAGGAACAGCAGCAAGAGCAGCACCAGCACCAGCACCAGCACCAUGUCUUCGCAGAGGAAUCGAGGGCAGCGCGGGGCCAACCGCAAUAGCGACGCAUCCGGCUACGGCGAGGAGUAUGCGCUCUGGCAGUCUAUCCAAUCACAACUGAACUCGUUUCUGCAAAGCUUCAAUGAUGCAAGUGAAAACGUGCUUGGGAUUCGAGAUCAGGAGCAUCAGAUGGCCGAGAAACGAGAUGCUGGCGGAAACCUCCUCCCCGACUUCAGCCAGCUAGACACACUGCUGAGGACCGGUGUCAAGCUGAACGAGGACGCCAACGCCACUGUGAGGGAGUUACUGGAGAAGACCAAGGUGCUGCGCGCCAUCCAGAAAGCCAAGGAAGAGACAAAUGACCAGUCCCUGUCACGCUCUGCGACGCAACGCUCCAAGGAGUCUGUCGCCUCGUCUUCUGUCUACGACUUUGACGGGGCGGGGGACUCUCCUGUCCCUUCCCCGAACCCUCGUGCGGCACGGGGCGUGGGAAGCAGUAGUGGCAGUAAAGGCGACCGUGACCGCGAUUCAGUCCCUCCCCGGCUGGAUCGGUCUACGCCGAGCGCAAAGGCCGGGAGCGUCGAACCCGCAGGACCGGCCGCCAGCAUUGCCCGGUCCAAGGUCAUAUUUGCCAAGGGCGACGAAGUCGCUUUCAAGCCUAAACCGCAGAACAACGAACAGACAGACUGGAUACUCGGCAUCGUCCAGGAUGUCAGGGGAGAAGGGAAGUCCCGGCGGUAUCGAGUUCUGGACGCCGACGUCGACGAAGCUGGGAACCAGAAGGAUUUCCGUACCAGCGCGAGCAGCAUGAUUGCUAUACCGAAGGAAGGCACUCCCCUGCCACCUUUAGACACCGGCAAGACUGUGCUGGCCCUGUAUCCAAACACCACCACGUUUUACAAGGCUGAGGUCAUGGGUAUGGAUGAGGGCAGGGUCAACCUGAAGUUCGAGGGCGAGGAGAGCAGCAACACCAUGCAGGCUGUCGGUCGACGCCAUGUGGUCGAGUAUCGCGGAUAG
This is a messenger RNA of Neoarthrinium moseri, 1569 nucleotides long. RefSeq lists its product as uncharacterized. The record is from RefSeq and is a predicted model, not a curated record. Gene Ontology annotation, cellular component: SAGA complex. Bases 1 to 1569 code for a protein of 522 amino acids. The transcript is spliced from 2 exons. Lineage: Eukaryota; Fungi; Ascomycota; Sordariomycetes; Amphisphaeriales; Apiosporaceae.